CCGGUAUCUCACUUGUUUUGCUUUGACUGUUUCUGUAUUGAGAGGAUGAUACGUUUCAGAAUCUCCUUGAUUAACCUGCUUGGGUUGUAUCUAAUAUUGUCUGAGGAUCACAGUGGAUGCUCCUUUGACACUGCAGUUUGGCAGCCGUCAAGGCCGAGCAUCAGUCAUCUGCAGGCUAUCAGCGACAAGCAAAGCCUCUUGGUGAGGUGGCUGGUAAACCACAGCUUAGUGGGUGACAUUUAUGAGAUCCAGAUUGGCCGCGCUGAAAACCACAUCGUUAUUUACAAUAGAAAUCUAAGUUUAUAUUCUGUGGAUUUGAAUAAUUACACAUGGACGUGGACCUCUGAUGUGCCUCUGGAGUGUGUCGACCACUCAGUCAGGAUACGACAUUUCUAUAAUCAGUCUGUCCCGAGUCCCUGGAGCGACUGGAAGACCAACUAUGGAGUCCAAGAAAAUAAGACCAAGAUCUUCCCCUUCCAGCGCGUGCUGAGAGAGCACACUAGUGCCAUGUUCUGCUGUGUUCCCCCCAGAGGAGUCACCAUCAAUAUCACCAGCAUGAUCUUGAAUAACCGCGAAUAUCCUCUUAUCAGCGUUGGAGCCGGAGUCAAGGCUAUCUCUGUACCUAACCUGACCAUCCCAGUAGCACUCAUUAAACGUCUCUCACUCUUUUGCAGUAAUGCAACAGGCUUAAUCAGUUAUGCCUGGAACUACAUCAGUUUUCCUCCCCAGAAGCCCAGAAACCUCAGGUGUGUGACCUCAGACAUGAUAAAUGUCAUUUGCAACUGGGAUUCAGGCAGAAAACGAGACCCAAAUGAUCGCAACAAGCAAACACACACUCUCCACAUAGAGAACUCAGACCAGGCUCCCAUCAACUGCACGCCGUCGUCUUGUACUUUCCCGGCCGUCCCACAGUUGGAGGAAUACAACAUCAGUGUGGUGGUGAAGGACCAGUUGGGAGAGGAGACGGAGAGCUACAGCUUCAACAUCUCUGACAGAGUGCUUCCUGUGGUGGAGGUAGACAGAGUGAGCCCAGGGGUGAAGCACACCACUGUGUCCUGGAUCGUACAGGGGAACCUGACCCAACUGAACCUCCUCUGUCAGGUCACUACAGACCCAUACAGCAUCACCGAGCUGAACUGCAAUAGUGUGAGCGGUCUCUGCAAAGUCCAACUGGAGCAUCUGUUUCCCAACACCCGCUACUCUACGAGGGUACGCUGCUCCGCCAAUCGCAGGCUCUGGGGAGAUAGGACACAGCCCAUAACCUUCACAACCUAUCCGUUGGUGACCUUGGAUGUAUGGAGGAGAAUAAAGCAGCUGUCCGACCUGAACAUUCGUCAAGUGACUCUAUUGUGGAUUCCACAUGUUCCUGGCUCAGUAGUGAACAUCCAACGCUACGAAGUUCAGUGGUCGCAAGAAGGUCAAAACUGGACCGAGUGGAAGGAUAGUGGACAGACACAGGCGGAGGUUUCCAUCAAUCUGGGACAGUGUGACUUCACCGUUCAGGCUGUUCUCCACACCGGUUCCAUCUUCUCUGCUCACAUCACCGUCCCACAGAGUGACGAUGGAGAAAUCCUCCCAGUGAAGAAGCGGUUGAGCAGCAACAGCACAGCUGCUGGUUUUAAUCUGUCCUGGGACAAUCAGGACGCUGCCACCUGUGGCUAUACUGUGGAGUGGUGCAUUCUGGGAAACACAGUGCCCUGUACUCUGCGAUGGCUGAAGGUGCCGGAGGGAAACAACACAUUGUUCCUACCUGCUACAGGAAAUUUCAAAGCAGGUUUCAGGUACACAUUUAAUAUCUAUGGCUGCACAGAUGACGGACACAGACUAGUGGAGGUACAGACUGGAUACUCACAAGAGCUCAAAUCUGUACAGUCCCCGAGUCUGGUUGAACCUGUUCAGAGUACUUCAUCAUCUGUGACACUGGAAUGGAGUUACAAUGAGGAAGAUCUGGCUCAUCCGGCAUUCAUCACUGGUUACCUGGUAACAGCACAGGAAGUAGGGUCCGGUACGCUGCCAGGUCAUGCUGCAAAUCUGUUCAACGUGUCGGUGGCAGACCCUCGGAGGAAGUCUGUGACCAUAAACGGUCUGCAGCAGAACAGAGAGUAUGCUUUCUCUGUGAGCGCUCUCACUAAGGAGGGACCAGGACAACCAUCCAACAUCACCAUCAGGACGAGAACCCACCACUCUGCUCACCUGGCUAAGAUACUGCCUCCCAUCUUGACACUGCUGGGCUGCAUCAUUUUCGUGUGGCCUCAAAGAAAAAUGCUGAAGAAGAUAUUUGCUUAUCCUGCUGGUAUGAACAUCAAACCUCCUGAGUUGGACAGCUUCCUGCACGAGACUGGUGAGAGGCUGCAGGCUCAGAAGGUAGAGGAGUGCAUCAGCUGUGACAUUGAGAUCCUGAACAUCAAACCUCCUCUGGCUGAAACGACCAAACUGAGAGAUCCUGAACCCCUGAGCAUACUGCCCUCUCCUGGUUCCCAGUCCGCUCCUUCAGCCUCGUCACCCUCCUGUGUACCGCUGCUCCAGUCAGACUACUGUCCACAGUCAGUCACAGUGUUCUGGGACAGACCGGCCCUUCAACAAGUAACGUGCAUCACUAACAAGACUUAUUUGCACACCGUGAAGGAGGAUUUGUCCGAGGCACAACAAGUCUCUGAAAUCAAAUCAAGCUCUGAACCUUCCGAGAGUCUGCAGGAACCAUUUAGUGUUAUAUAUGGUUAUAUCUCCAAUGAUAUUUUAUAAGUCAAAGACCAGAGGUCUGUACUAUGAAGCAGGAUUUGGGGUUAGCGAGGUAACUUCAGGGUUAUCCCUGGGUUCGAUGGUUCACUUCUUACCGGGGUAGAUCGCCAUGGUAACUCAUGCUGAACAGCUAACC
Sebastes umbrosus (honeycomb rockfish) is the source of this 2875-nucleotide messenger RNA. RefSeq names its product oncostatin M receptor (gene osmr). The transcript has 17 exons. The coding region runs from base 46 to 2742 and encodes 898 amino acids. Gene Ontology annotation, molecular function: protein binding. The record is from RefSeq and is a predicted model, not a curated record. Lineage: Eukaryota; Metazoa; Chordata; Actinopteri; Perciformes; Sebastidae.